AUGACGGUUCCCCAUUCACCAGCAUUUCCGGUGAGGAGCCUGAUGACGCAUGCCACCUUCAUUGUCUCCAAUGGGAAAACAGAGGGCUGCAAUGAGGAGUACAAGGAACAUUGUGAAAGGAAGGUGCGGCAAGAACACGCCUCACCUGAGAACAGGGCUGGAGGAUUGAGACGAGGCCCGGAGCGUCCAGAAAUGUGGGGAACCACCGGAGCCGGCGAGGGUGCUUCCUGGGUGGGACUUGUAUCGGGAGGCUGGCGGAGCUGUUGGAAGACAGAGGUGAGCUCAGCAAGCUGCGAUGAUCUCCAGAGCCUGGUUAGGAGUGGAGAUCUGAUCCUGCUGAUGUCCCAAGAGCAGAUCCGUGAGGAAUCCUCCAUGAAGAGUGUGAUCAUAGGCGUGUAUGCGUCAUGGUCCUUUAAUCUAAACCUUCCACCCGGAUUGGGCCCUUACAGCAGGCCCUUCCGUGAGGCUGCCUCCGAAACCGGCUGCUUCAAUGCAGUUUACCAAAAUCUAGCUCCUGCAGACCACCCUGUUAGACAACUCCACACCCUAUCUAUGGGUUCAAUACUACAAGCCGUCUCUCCCAGAACAGUCCAAACUUACUGGACAGCUUGGAGUUCCUUCAAAAACUUCCACAGAGCAUACAACUUCGUUUUUCCAGAUUUUACCCUCCUCUCCAUAUCCCCUUUCAUAUCUCACCUCCAUAAUACCAAAUCAAUUCAGCCAGGAACAAUCAAAGUCUACCUCAGCGGUGUACAUUUCUUCUUUAAACUCAUCCAUGGCCAACAAUGCCCUUCCAUUACAAACCCCCAGAUAGCUCUCUUUAUCAAGGGUUUACACAAAAUGAAUCCCACCCGUCCAGACACCAGACAACCACUAACCAUCGACAUCCUAACCAAAUGCCUCGUUACUCUUCGCUCCGGUAUAUUUUCCCCCAACAAUACAAGAACCCUAGACGCCAUGUUCAAUUUAGCUUUCUUCGGCUUCCUCAGAAUCUCAGAACUCACCAUCAACUCCACCUUCAACCCAGCCAUCCACCCCACCUUCCCUGACCUUCAAUUCUCAACCCAUGACACAAUCCGUUUCAAUAUCAAACAGAGUAAAACCGAUCAAUUGAAACACGGACAUUCAGUUUUCAUUUUCAGUCUGGCAACCCCCAUUCAGCCAUACCAGUCCCUGGCUUUUUUUCUUUUUUUUCUACUCCAGAGAAACUCUGAAAUCACCUCUCCGCUCGACCCUCUAUUUGCUAAUGACAAAAACCUCCCCGUAUCUAGACAUUGGUUUCAAAAGAAUCUAAAAAUUUGA
This is a messenger RNA of Myxocyprinus asiaticus (Chinese sucker), 1302 nucleotides long. RefSeq lists its product as uncharacterized. Lineage: Eukaryota; Metazoa; Chordata; Actinopteri; Cypriniformes; Catostomidae. Gene Ontology annotation, molecular function: DNA binding. The transcript has 4 exons. Gene Ontology annotation, biological process: DNA integration; DNA recombination. Bases 1 to 1302 code for a protein of 433 amino acids. The record is from RefSeq and is a predicted model, not a curated record.